Paramisgurnus dabryanus is the source of this 5086-nucleotide messenger RNA. RefSeq names its product mitogen-activated protein kinase 8 interacting protein 2 (gene mapk8ip2). Gene Ontology annotation, biological process: regulation of JNK cascade; JNK cascade. Lineage: Eukaryota; Metazoa; Chordata; Actinopteri; Cypriniformes; Cobitidae. The record is from RefSeq and is a predicted model, not a curated record. Gene Ontology annotation, cellular component: cytoplasm. Gene Ontology annotation, molecular function: JUN kinase binding; MAP kinase scaffold activity.
CCCCAUCACCUCGCCUCGCCCCCUCCCUCUCAUCAGCAUCAGCAGCAUCAUCAGAUGCGCGCAGAUCACGCUAAACAGCGCACUGGUUCAUCCAUCAGCAGCGGAUAUCUCAAGUCAGCGUGGCCGAAGAGGAGAGAGAAUAAAAGCGAGAUCAUAUUUAACAUCCGCGCGUCUCCGGUGUCUGUGGAUGGGCUGCGGACAUCUGCAGUCUCUGGCUUUGAGUCACUAAGAAGAUGGCGGACAGGGCAGAGAUGUUUUCUCUCUCCACCUUCCACUCCCUCUCUCCUCCAGGAUGCAGGCCGGCUCAUGACAUCAGUUUGGAGGAGUUUGAUGAUGAAGAUUUGUCUGAGAUCACAGAUGACUGUGGCAUAGGCCUCAACUACGACUCUGACCCUUAUGAAAAGGACUGUCUUAUUUUGGAAAAGAAUGAUUUCCACCACCCAGUGUGCUCAUUCCAAGAUGACUUUCAAGAGUUUGAGAUGAUCGAUGAUGAAGACGAUGAUGAUGACGAUGAUGAAGAAGAAGCAGAUCCUGAUGCCCCUCCCUCACCAUCUCCAUCUCCCCCUCCCUCCCCUACUCUUGGCACCCUUAAGAGCCGCCCAACCACUCUAAACCUGACUGCAGCAGUUUCGCAGGAUUCUCUAAACAAUAACAGUAACGUCUCCCCUCAAAAGUCGAGCUGGCAGGAUUCUCUUCGCAACUCAACUUCACAAGGAUGUUUGUCUCCUAACCACUCUUGCCUUGACGAUGGCUCCCAUGUGACUUCCACAUGCCCAGCGGCACCAGGCAUCACCAGCUCUCCCAAAGGUACACCCUCAAACCCAUCAGGAAACCAUCAGUCACCUGGCAGGCCCCUGCUCUAUGACUGUGAGGGCAACAGACGAGAACGGCCUGAAUAUGGCUCCUUUGGUCAACAUAACUCAUCUGGUAGCUCUGAGGUGCCUGUGGUCAAACCUGAGGGGGAGGAAUCCACUCUUAGUGAGCUUGUCACCUCUGUGGAUGACUGCACCUCUCAAUGCUCUGACACCGAAGUGGACCACGAUCUCAAUGGUCACGCCAAACGUCAACCCUGCCGCUCUCGACCAUCAAACGACACUUACACCGUCACCACAGAGACCGCCGAUGACCCAGACUUGGAAAACGAUGGCACAAGCAGGUGUUUAUCCUCAACGGCACCUCUUGGCAAUGACGCUGAGACUCCGUUAUCGGAUGAGGAGCUUGACAAAGAGUUCGAUAUUGACUUUAUGAGCAAGGAGAUCUACGAUCAAGCCUGCAAGGAAACUGAUGGCUGUUCGUACGUCGAGUUUCCCUGUAUUGAACCCAGUGAGUCAAUUUCGGUCUGUAGCUACGUAUCGUCCAGUCGAUCAGACGUCCUUGAAGCUGUGGAUGAACCACGACACGUGCUUCUGGGUCAACCUGAUGCAGCUGCAAAUGACUCCACUUCUCCUUCCUCCGAUCCUGGUAUCGCAGAUAUGAACGCCAAGCGCUUCACAGAGUCAGAUCGCCACAGCGAUGACCUUAGCUCGCCCGGAUCCGACUCCGAUAUCGAAGGGGAACUUGAGGCAGCAUUUGCAUGUGGUGGUCCACUUGUUAGUAACAUGAUUUCCUCCAUCUCAGAGACAGAGCUGGACCUGACCAGUGAUUCCAGCAGUGGACGUUCCUCGCACCUCACCAACUCUAUUGAAGAAGCCAGCUCACCAACUUCGGAUCCAGAACUGGACCAGGAACUGGACGUAGAGCAGGACAGUGGUAUUGUGGGUCUGAAGACAUCUCUUCUUCUGGGCCAACCUGAACCGAUUAAACAAGACCCUCUACCUGCCCUCGUUCCAAGCCCAGACAUGUUGCACCUGGACGAUGGCCAGGCACUAAUGGGUCUGCAGAACGUAGAUGACGAACAGGGUUAUGAGCACCAUGCUGAUCCAGAUGAGACUCUUCCCCCCUCUGUCCCUUGUGAAGAUGGCAACUCUCAGCAGUUGUUGCUGAAGAUUGAGCCUGAUCACAGCCUUGAAAGCUUCAAACGCUCUUUCUAUUUGCCCGUUGGUCCUAGGCUCAUGCCCUCUGUGGAUGACUACGAUGGCAACAGUGAGGGAGAUUCAGAGUCAGAAUCUGAGGAUGAGCUUAGUGAAAACUCAGACUCUCCUUGGCUUCUCAGCAAUCUGGUCAACAGGAUGAUCUCAGAAGGCUCGUACCCAAUAAGCUGCCCAGAAGAGUGCUUCAAACACUCAACGUCCAUCUCUGACACCAUCUCACCUUCGUCAGACCUGGAAACGGAUGCUUUUAAUGAAACUGAUGACAGCUGUUUGCCAAAGCACGAUGGUGAAGAAAAGUCCCAGGAUGUGACCUGUGAAAUGUCAGAGGUGAAGCUGGAAGAAGAGAAAGAGAAGGAAGCCAGCGGUAUGUCUGAAAAAGGACAGAAGGAUGCCAAGAGGACUGAGUCUUGUCUGUACAUGAGCAACCCCACAUAUGACACCAUUACCCCAAUGGAAAGAUACGAUACAAGAUUAAAGAACUAUGAAUCGGUUGAUUUCACAUGCCAGAACUCUUUGAAAAACAAACAGAAAGAUGAUGAUGAAGAAGAGGAGGAGCCAAAUAACGACCUGAUGAUGGAGAGAAUGAAGGAGCUGGACUCUCCCAGUUUGAGCGAGAGUAUAAUAAGCGACAAGGAUGAGGGUCGGGAAACAGGGGUCGACCAGAUCAGUUUGCAGCGAAUUACAGAGGUCAAAAACAGCCUUACCUUGGAUCUCUCAGCAGUACAGACCAAUCACUGUUUCAGUCUCACAUACUCGACAGAUAAUGAUGAAGAUGAACAGGAUACCUCUCCAUUCCUGGAGGAUCUUGAGAAGGUACCCUCACCAUACGGAAAUGAGACUUAUUUGGACAGCUCACCACCUAUCGAUGAGAGUGUGCGAGAGUUGAGGAACACGACUUCUGAUCUUGUGAACGGGCGGCCGGUCGAUGACUCGCUGGCGUACGACUCGAUGAAGUACACACUAGUGGUAGAUGAAAACACAACGCUCGAGUUGGUGAGUCUGAAACGCUGCACUUCUGUACUGAGUGAUGACAGCGAUGGACUCUCAACAAUAUGUGAUGAAGAUCAGGUGGAGGAAGAUGAAGAUGUAUAUGAGCGGGGCCAUAUGGUAGGAGGCAUGAGACCCAAUCUGCUGUUAAGCUCCUCUGAAGAAGACUCCUCACCUGAGGCAGACAUGCCAUUCUCCAAGAAGUUUCUUAAUGUGUUUGUCAACGGCACAUCGAGGUCCUCCAGCACAGAAUCAUUUGGGCUUUUCUCGUGUACUAUAAAUGGAGAGGAAAGAGAUCAGACUCACAGAGCGGUAUUCAGGUUCAUCCCACGCCAUGCAGAUGAGCUGGAGCUGGAUGUUGACGAUCCACUUUUCGUUGAGGAAGAGGAGGACGAUUACUGGUAUCGUGGUUACAACAUGCGCACUGGAGCUAGAGGGAUUUUCCCAGCGUAUUAUGCCCAUGAGGUCGUUGGUCAGCCGAAAGAUCUAAUAACAAUGAAGAGGAAUCCUGCUUGGAUGGAAAGUUUCCGAGUGCAGUUCCUGGGUUCAGUUGAAGUUCCUUAUCACCAAGGCAACGGCAUCCUUUGUGCUGCCAUGCAAAAGAUCGCGAUGGCGAGGAAGAGGACGGUGCAUCUUCACCCUCCAUCUAUCUGUGAGCUGGAAAUAAGCUUGCAAGGAGUCAAACUGGUCAUGAGUUUGGACGAUGAGUAUGACUUUUCAGGAGAGUUUGACAGAUGUAGUCACUUCUUCCAAAUGAAGAACAUCUCUUUCUGUGGAUGCCAUCCGAAAAACAACUGUUAUUUCGGUUUCAUCACCAAGCACCCAAUGCUGAACAGGUUUGCAUGUCACGUCUUCGUCUCUCAGGACUCUAUGAGACAUGUAGCCGAGUGUGUGGGGCGGGCAUUCCAGGAGUACUAUCAGGAGCACCUCGAAUAUGCCUGUCCCACCGAGGAUAUCUACCUUGAGUAGAAGAAACGGGUAACCAUGGCAACUGCUGUCCUUCACGACAGACGUCUGUUCCCGGGCUCGGCCACUACGGGGCGCCUGCCAGCCUUUUCAAAUGUAACAUAGGCCUCGUGUCUUUAUUCUCCUUCUCGGUUUCUGUCUUAAUCUCAACAUGAACUGAGCUGAAUACUCUACAUAGGCUCUUAGUGGUCUGUCUAUUUAUUUCAUCGUUUAUCGAUUUAAUUUAUUCUCCUCAUCGAGACGGAUUGCUUGUUUAUUUAACUUUUCUACUAUAUAAUUACAGGGACAUGGUUCGGGGUGUAUACAUUGGUUACAUUUCAUUUUUUAUAUAGUAAUAUGACUUCACAAGUUUGAAUGCAUGGCUUUGAGGGUUAUGCUCAUAAACACACACAUGCACACACUGAAGAAUACAAUAAAGUCUAUACAGACGAAUAAUGAUGAAGGGUUUGAAUCUGAAGACGAGGAUCGUUUGUAAAUAUGUAUUUGUUCGAUUCUGAAUCUGAUACAGUACUGUAUUAGGUUUGUACUUAAAGGAUUAGGCAGUAGGACGUGACCUGGAAUCGGUGAUGGGUCUACAGAUUGUCUGUUCCAGUGUAGUUGAAUGUUUACUGUACGUUUCUGAUUUUACCGCAGUGUAAAUAAUGUAUAAUUAGAGUGGAUUGUAGGUGAAUACAGAUGAUCUUCUUUACGGAUUAGGAUAUGUGAGUAUUCCACGUCACCGGUCUGUGGAUGAGAUAGUGGGACAGAUUGCAGGUGAUGGACUGGAUCUACAUUGAUACGGGUGAAUGAAACCAAUUCGGUCUGGUAUAUAUUUAGACAACCAAAUCUAGUUUACAUAAAGAAAAAGCCUUGUUUGAAGACCAUUAGGAUUCAUGCAAUUGCUUUUAUGUUAUAACUGAGCAUAUCCCCCCAGAAACCUUUUAAAGGGACACUCCACUUUUUUGAAAAUAUGCUUAUUUUCCAGCUCCCCUAGAGUUAAACAUUUGAUUUUUACCGUUUUGGAAUCCAUUCAGCUGAUCUCCGGGUCUGGCGGUACCACUUUUAGCAUAGCUUAGCAUAAUUCAUUGAAUCUGGAACAUGCCGACAUUGGAAUUUUAGCUUAU